AAAUAUUGAAGAUUUCUUAAAAAGAGAGGGAAUACAAUACCACAUGACUAAACCGAAUAGUCACACUGGAAAUAAUGAUGUGGAAAGAUUAAAUAAUACAAUCACAGAAAAAAUUAGGACUCUAAAUCUUGAGCAUUAUUUACCAAUUACCCAACAAAUUUUUAAAGCUAUCACAUACAACAAUGAUACUUAACACAGCACAAUUAAAUGCACCCCAAUAGAGGCACAAAGUAAAAUAAUAGAUCACGCAAUAAUUUAUGAUAGGCUCUGUAAAAUAAAACAAUCAAAAAUAAAUAAAGCAAAUAAUAAUAGGGAAGAAUAUACGGAAACUAGACAAGAAGGAUUUAUAAAACACUAUAAAAAUGUAAGACAUAAAGAGGAACCAAAGUUUAAGAAAAAACCCUUACAAGGAAUCCACACCACUAACAUAAAAAGACCUAACAAAUUUGGCAACUAAUCAUUGAACAUCUAUAUUAAAAUAAAUCAUUAAUUUAAAUUUGCAGGUAAUAAUGUGGAUAUUAUUAUUAAUCUCAUCAUCGUUAGUAGAAGUAAGAGGUAAUUUAAUCACUAAAAAAAUAACACAAACUAACGGAUACAUAGAAAUUUAUAAUAAUAAUCAAAGCAUACCGAUAGAAUCCGAUUUAAUUUUACAUAAAGUAGACAUUCAAGAAACAAAGAAUUUACUCGCAUCAAUGAAAGAUAAUAUAGAUAUUUUUAGUGAAAGUCAAAGAAAUUAUAUAAUAAAUCAAGUAGAUACACUCAUAAGUAAAUUAAAAACAAUAACACCUACAAGUAGACAAAAAAGGGGACUAAUAAACAUAGUAGGCAAUGCAUGUAAAUAUCUUUUUGGUACAAUGGAUAAUACUGACCAAGAAGAUAUAACCAACCAUCUUAACACAGUCGAUUCUAACUUACAUAAUUCUAUAACAGAAUUAAAUCAACAAAUAAAAAUUAACAGUCAUUUAUUAAAGAAACAAUAAACCAGAAUCAGAAGAAUGUUCUUUAUCAGAUAGGAGGAUUGCAUAAAACUAUAAAAGAUGUUUUGCUACAAAAUACCUAUUUAGAAAAAUUACUUAUGUUAAAUUCAAUUAAAAAUCAUAUUGAGUAUAUUCAAACAUAUAUAACUACAGCACAAAAUGGCAUAAAUGAUGCCAAUAUCCUUACAAAAAAUGAAAUAGAUUAUUAUAAUAUAAACAUUGAAAAAAUUAAAUACUUAAGAACGGCAAUAUUUGAAAAAGAAAGAGAAUUAAUAUCACUGGAUCACAAAUUUGAAUUUGUUUUUUGUUCCACGGAUGCCACUAUCCAAUUUGUAUGUGAAAUGGCUCGCUGAUUUCGAAAAUCGAGUUAAUUUUUUUUUUUAUGAAUACGUUUUUGAGAUAUUUGCAAUUUACCGUUAUUCGACCAAAAAAAAAGGUGUCUUCAUUUAAUCAUGUAUAUCUCACUGACCAGUUGAGCAAUCUUACUGCAAAUUAUAGAAAAUAAAAGUGAAUGAAAUUUCCUAAAAAUAUUGUCUACUUCAUUUUUCCAUAGGUCUUAUAAUUUCUGAGAAAUUGAUUAAUAACUUCGUGUUUUUAAAUUUUUGUAUGAAAAAAUUAAAAAAAAUAAACUUUGGCAAGGAAAAAAUUUUAAAACAAAAGAUAUUUUUAAAUUUUUUUUUUAUUUUAUAUGAAGUCCUGUUUCUUUAUAAAAAACUAAGCUACCAACGAACAAAAUCCAUGGAUAAAUAGGAAAGUUGUACAUGAUCAAAGAAAUAUAUCCAAGUCGCGCAAAGUCAAUGUAUUCGUAUAUGCGUAUGUAGUGUGUAAAGUAGGGGUGGGAUUGUUUUCGAAUAUCAUUAGAAUAAACUAAUAACGCUAUUCGUUUAAAAAAAAUCAAAUAAUACUUUUAGAAUAGUAAUACUCAAAUACUAUUGUAGUAGGUAGUUUGCACCGUAAGCUAGAGGUGUUAGGUUCGAAACCCCUGUAGUCAUGUGUGUAGGUAUACAGGCAGAUUUUCGAAGGGUAAUUAGUUGCGGAAAAUUCCUAAUGCAAAUAAAUUUAAUUCAAACAUACAUACCUAUAUGCACACACACAUAUGUAUCUUGGUAAAUCCAUUAUUUUUUUCAAGGCCAACAUAGCAGGUAGUAUUUUCUUUUCCCGGCUCGUUAAUAUGAAGGAACUUUUGUUUAGGUAGGUUUUGCCUUUUUUUAUUUUUUCGCGAUCAAGCUAUAUAUAAGGAUAAAUGCCCGUUGAAAGUUCAUAAUAUCUGUAAGGCUCGCCGGUUCCAGUUUAUAAUUACAAUAUAAGAAACCGUGAGCUAUUUUUAAAAAUAAAAUGAGUAAACGUACGCGAGAAUUUGAGUGUACCAACGAUCCGGAUAUGUUCUGUUACAUAUGCGGUGAAUAUACUCUUGUGCGGCAUCGGAGGCAGUUUACAGAUUCGAUCCAAUCUAUAUAUUCAAAAUAUUUUGGUAUUGAGCCUAAAAAUAUUGAUAAACCAUGGACUCCGAAUGUUUUGUGUUCCUUGUGUCGAAUAAUAUUGGUUCAAUGGGAAUCAGGAUCAACAAAGCGAUACAUGAAAUUUGAUGUACCAAUGAUUUGGCGAGAACCUACAUGCCACUCAGAAGAUUGUUAUAUUUGUAUGACAAAAGUACUUGGCUUUGGAAAAUCAAGAAAAGUGAUUUAUGCUAACGUACCUACCGUUUCAUUGCCAGUUCCACAUUCAGCUGAAGUUGCGUAUCCAGUUUCGUUGUCAACAGCAGUAUCUGAAAGCUCAUCUGAAUAUGAGAAAUCAAGUUGUAAUGAAUUUUUAAUGGAAAACGAGAGAAACGUUCUAUCACAAGCGCAACUAAACGAUUGGAUUAGAGAUUUGGAAUUAUCCAAGGAAAAAGCUGAGCUACAUGCCUCUCGUAUGCAACAAUUUCAAUUCGUGUCACCCCAUGUUAAGGUGACAUAUUAUAGAAAUCGUCACGAACCAUUUGCCAAACACUAUACGAAGGAAGACAAUGUAUGCUAUUGCAAAGACAUUCCAGGGUUAUUCAAAGAGUUUGGUCAACCAUAUGAUUCCGAGGAGUGGCGAUUGUUCAUAGACAGCAAUAAACUGAGCUUGAAGGCCGUAUUACUGCAUAAUGGCAACAAAAAGCCCUCGAUCCCGAUCGCGCAUGCAGUAAACACGAAGGAAACAUACGAGGUAAUGGAGAAAUUGUUAAAAUUCAUCAAAUAUGAAGAGCAUGAUUGGAAAAUAUGUGCCGAUCUUAAAGUCGUUGGAAUGUUAUGCGGUCUACAAAGUGGCUACACAAAACACUGCUGCUUUCUCUGCAAAUGAGAUAGCCGAGCUCGUAAAGACCACUAUUGCAUUAAGGAUUGGCCGGAAAGAGUUGAAUUUACAAUUGGUGUGGAUAAUAUCAAAUACAUCCCACUUGUAAAGAAGGAAAAAAUCAUUCUUCCGCCAUUGCACAUCAAGCUCGGCCUCAUUAAAAAUUUUGUUAAGGCGUUGGACAAAGAAGGCAAAGCAUUCAAUUAUUUGCAAAAUUUUUUCCCAAAUAUUUCCCAGGCCAAGAUAAAGGAAGGUAUAUUUGUUGGACCCCAAAUAAAAAAGUUGAUAAAUAAUGACCAAUUCAAAGGACUAUUGUCACCAGUUGAGGCAGCAGCGUGGGAUUCCUUCGAAAUGAUCGUUUCUUCAGUGACGAGCAUGGCGAAAGGUUUCACCAGCAAAUGAAAUUAAUUGAGAAUCGAUACCAAGGUUUCUGGGACGCCGGUAUGAUGGGUGACUACUGUUGGUUUCUCAUAAGAGAAACCGAUCCUAAACUAAAUAAACGACAAAACAAAGCACAUAAUCAUUUCGACUAUAAUGUAAGAACAUCAACUUAAGACAAAAAUAACACAUUGUUUUAAUAUAUAUUACUAAUAUAUAAAUAAAUGAGUUUAUAAAAACUAAAAACGACAUGAAAAUUGACUUUUUACUUAACAGAAACAGCGCCCACCCCUACUUUACACACUACAUACGCAUAUACGAAUACAUUGACUUUGCGCGACUUGGAUAUAUUUCUUUGAUCAUGUACAACUUUCCUAUUUAUCCAUGGAUUUUGUUCGUUGGUAGCUUAGUUUUUUAUAAAGAAACAGGACUUCAUAUAAAAUUAAAAAAAAUUUAAAAAUAUCUUUUGUUUUAAAAUUUUUUCCUUGCCAAAGUUUAUUUUUUUUAAUUUUUUCAUACAAAAAUUUAAAGACACGAAGUUAUUAAUCAAUUUCUCAGAAAUUAUAAGACCUAUGGAAAAAUGAAGUAGACAAUAUUUUUAGGAAAUUUCAUUCACUUUUAUUUUCUAUAAUUUGCAGUAAGAUUGCUCAACUGGUCAGUGAGAUAUACAUGAUUAAAUGAAGACACCUUUUUUUUUGGUCGAAUAACGGUAAAUUGCAAAUAUCUCAAAAACGUAUCCAUAAAAAAAAAAUUAACUCGAUUUUCGAAAUCAGCGAGCCAUUUCACAUACAAAUUGGAUAGUGGCGUUCAUGGAACAUUUUUGCUGUAAACCAGUGUAUUUGUAACCAAAGUACCAAAAAUAUUUUUUAAUAUACAAGUAAUAACUAUAAUACCUAUCCCUUAUUUAAAUAAAGAAAUAAAUGCUGAAAUUUCAAAUGUAUUCAAAUAUAAUGAUAAGAUUUAUGAGUAUAAGAAGAAUAAAUACAUAAAUGAAUGUACCAUAUCAAAACACUGUACAAUAGAUAAGACAUGUGAAUUAAUUACAAAUGUUAACUCAGAAAUAAUAAUAUUAAUGACGAAAUCAUAAUUGUAAAAAAUGCAAAAAAUUAUUUAAUUCAAAAUAAUUGUGGCUCAGAAGCAUUACAAUUAAAUGGAAAUUAUGUAAUAAAAUACAACAACUGUUCAACCAAAAAUUUUCAAAUAAUUACAAAAUGUUUAUUGACAAAGUUAUAUUAUCACAAUCUAAACAUAUUACUUUUAAUACCACUCUAACUUUAGAAGAAUUAAAAUUAACGUCGAUACAUAAUCUAAAAGAAAUAGAAGAAAUAAAAUACAAAAAUAAAAUUGUAACAUACAGUGUACCAACAGUGGUAAUAUUAAUAGUAAUAUUCUUUAUAAUAAUAUUAAUGUGCAAUCAUUGUAAAAGAAAUAAAGAAAGAAUUCAGGAGAAUUCGGCUAGGGGUGGAGGAGUUACAUAUAUAGUUCCACAAACAACAAUAUGUAAUGAAAACUCCAACGUAGAUGAAAUAAUAAGAAAAUACUUAAACCAACCCAACAACAUUACUGUAUAAAACAUUUAUUUAUUUGUUGGCUUGAUUUAACUUGACACUCAUAUAAAUGUGUAUAACGAAAAUGCAAGUGUCGUUGCUUCAUAAAAAUUAAACAACGAUACUUGCAAUGUAAACAAAUUUAAACAUUGUAGCUCAAAUUUCAUGUCACCGAACUCAAAUUUAUGAGUACUACAUGAAAUGUUAUUACUUUUACUUUUAUAAGCAAAAGUCAAAGUAAUAUCAAAUUACGUAGGAAUAUUUGUACUUAAGCCACAUAAAUGUCAAUGCACUGAAUUAUUUGUAUGUCCACUUAAAAAACUGC
Messenger RNA from Bactrocera dorsalis (oriental fruit fly), 5543 nucleotides. RefSeq lists its product as uncharacterized. The coding region runs from base 2313 to 3302 and encodes 329 amino acids. The record is from RefSeq and is a predicted model, not a curated record. The transcript is spliced from 2 exons. Lineage: Eukaryota; Metazoa; Arthropoda; Insecta; Diptera; Tephritidae.